This is a messenger RNA of Exophiala xenobiotica, 983 nucleotides long. RefSeq lists its product as uncharacterized. NCBI's taxonomy places the organism in Eukaryota, Fungi, Ascomycota, Eurotiomycetes, Chaetothyriales, Herpotrichiellaceae. The transcript is spliced from 2 exons. The coding region runs from base 168 to 740 and encodes 190 amino acids. The record is from RefSeq and is a predicted model, not a curated record. Gene Ontology annotation, molecular function: peroxiredoxin activity.
CAUUGAGAGUGUGAGAGUCAAAGACUCCGAGACACUUUCUGCCCGUGACGGUCCGAGGACAGGGACUUUUCUUCUAGAUAUCAGAUUGCUCUUUGUACAAUAGAUCAGUCUUUGUCGGCCGUGGAAAAAGCAUCAAAACAAGAGAGAAAAUCAAACAAACUACAACAAUGCGUCUAGACUACGUCCCCAACCCGCCGACAGACCUCGCGCCUGAGGACCACGAGGUCCUCGAACGGGUGAAAGCCCGUAGAGGAGCGAUGGGACUGAUUCCUCUCGACCUAACCUUACUCCAUGCCCCCAAGAUUGCAGAUGGCUGGAACGCACUCCUGGGAGCCGUCCGAACCAAAAACUCUCUGCCAGAUGAUAUCCGCGAGAUCGCCAUUUGCCGGCCUGCGCUCAUCAACCGUGCCUGGUUCGAAUGGAACGCGCACGCCCCGAUCCUCAUGAAGACUGCGGGCUUCACAGAAGAGAAGUUAAAUGUCGUCAAACAGCUUCAUCCCAAGGCUCAGGGUGCGCUUGACGACCGACAAUGGGCAGUUCUGAGAUUUGCCGAUGCGAUGACUCGCGAUAUCGCGGUUCCCCAAAGCUUGUUCGAUGAAGUGAAGGCAGCAGGCUUUAAUGAGCAGCAAAUCGUCGAGAUAACAGCCACUGUGGCCAGUUACAACAUGGUCAGCCGUUUCCUGGUUGCGCUUGACGUUGGAGAGCAGAAUAAUAAGUCACCCGAAUGGGCGGAGAACUGAGCCGGGAAUGUCAACUGUGAGGAAGGCCUGGCUUGUUAGUUAGUGCCUCGACUGCUCCCAUGGUGGGAUAGGAGAUUCCGCAUAUGUCCAUGUCACAUCGAGAAUCUGAUGUCUAUGAUAAGAUGUUGUAUGGUGGGCCACUGGGGAGCAGCACCUUCAAUCAUGCACUCUGCUGGACUCGGAGAUCAAUAGCAGUAACUCAUGUUUUUGCCUCGGGUGGUCUCGUCAAGUAAAAUGUCUUCC